AGUAUCAGCGCGCGCACAAAGGCUGCGGCUCGUGCCUCUCAGGCGGGAUACAGCGUCCUACACCGCAGCCCUCAUGCUCAGGACUCCGGCACACGUCGCUCCACGGAGACCCUCUUGGGAUGCGCAAAGAAGUGAGAGUGAACAGCGAGGAGCCCUGUGAUUGGCCGCCCGCCUCCAGAAAGCAUCCAGAAACAACGGUGUAUGUUCGUUCAGCUCAUCGAAGCGAGCGAGCUGCUGCCAGUAAACUUACACAGCAGGCGUGUUCCUAGCCUGGAUGCGUUCGCGGGAUUUUGCCUAGUUGGACGACACGUGCACGUUUAUUGGAAAACAAACUUGUGAAGGAUUUGGUGACACAAGGAGGCAGACUCACUUCGCCACCUGCGCCGGAGCACUGCGUUAUCUGGGAGCAUCAUCAAGGUGCCUCUCUCCUCUCUUGUGGAUGACCAUGCUGUGGAUGAAGUGGAGGAUGGUGCUGGGGUCCCUCUUUGCAUGGAGACGGAGGUGGCUGCGAUCUCUCUGGUUCCUCCUGCUCUUCACCGCAGGAACUUUAAUUGUCUUUCACCAGCAAGAUCUGUCUGACACAGUGCAGCAGCAAGGCCCAGGUGUGAAGCAGAGAAGCACUCCACGGCAGUCCAGAGAGACCCUCUCCACAAAAGACAAGGAUGGAGAAAAAUCAGACCUCAUCACAGACCACCUCACAGAAGAGCACAACGCCUCUAGUCCAAUCCCUCCCAUGCAAUUCCCACAUUAUGAGAGGAGUAAGCUACCUGCUGAACAUGGAUCAGCAAAACAAGUCUUCGAACUGCUUACAGUCACCCCUAAAUCCAGAAAGACUUUUAAAACCAAACCACAACUCCAUCGCACUAACAGCGUACCCCCUUCUCCCUCCUCCUCCUCCUCGAGUACUGCGGAAAACUGGUCAAAACUCUCUCGGACUUUGGAGGCACGCAGGGAGCUGAUGAGGAACAUGUGUGCCAAAUACAAAAGCCACACUUCCAGGACUAUCACUCGGGAGCACGUACGGAUGAUCUACGUGGAGGACAGGUACAAGCUCCUGUACUGUGAGGUGCCCAAAGCUGGCUGCUCCAACUGGAAGAGGACAUUGAUGGUUUUAGCAGGUAUAGCCUCGGACACGCGCUCUCUCUCUCAUGACACGGUCCAUUAUAAAAACCAUCUGAAAAAGCUUGACAGUUUUGACUACAGCGGUAUCAUGCGACGCCUUCAAACUUACACUAAAGUCGUUUUUGCGCGGGAACCAAUGGAAAGACUGGUAUCGGCGUACAGGGACAAGUUUGAGAAUCCCAACAAACAUUACCACACUGUUUAUGGGCGACCUAUUAUAGCCAAAUACAGGACUCACCCUUCUCCAGAGGCGUUGAGCACGGGAGAUGGCGUUACAUUCACGGAGUUUGUUCAGUACCUGUUGGACGUGCACAGGCCCGUCGGAAUGGACAUUCACUGGAAUCUGGUAGACAAUCUGUGCCACCCUUGUCUCAUAGAUUACAAUUUUAUAGGCAAGUUUGAGAACAUGCAAGAGGAGUCCAACUUUUUAUUGCGAAUUAUGAAGGCGCCAAGGAAUUUGACGCUUCCGCAAUUUAAAGACAGGAACCCAAAAGACCAAAAGACGUCAAGUGAGAUCACAGAGAAAUAUUUUGCACAGGUCAGUCCAUGGCAGAGGCAGCGGGUGUAUGACUUCUACUACAUGGACUAUCAGAUGUUUAACUAUACUAAGCCUUUUAAGGAUAUACACUGAAACAUUAUGUAGAGUUCUAUCCAAUCACAAUCACAUUCCACAACAUGUAAAGUCAGUACAUCUCCUGCAAGCCAAACGUUCUCAGAGCUGACAAACUACUGGUUAGAUAUUCCUAAAGCCCAGAGUAUAUUAUCAAAUGGUUUAUUAUGUGGUAUAACUGUACUAAUAUUAUGUCUACUGUCCUAAAUGCAAUUGUGCACUCU
Messenger RNA from Periophthalmus magnuspinnatus, 1956 nucleotides. Its product is annotated as carbohydrate sulfotransferase 8-like. Gene Ontology annotation, molecular function: sulfotransferase activity. Gene Ontology annotation, biological process: proteoglycan biosynthetic process; carbohydrate biosynthetic process. NCBI's taxonomy places the organism in Eukaryota, Metazoa, Chordata, Actinopteri, Gobiiformes, Gobiidae. The transcript is spliced from 4 exons. Gene Ontology annotation, cellular component: membrane. Bases 440 to 1753 code for a protein of 437 amino acids. The record is from RefSeq and is a predicted model, not a curated record.